Messenger RNA from Myxocyprinus asiaticus (Chinese sucker), 2071 nucleotides. Its product is annotated as eukaryotic translation initiation factor 3 subunit J-B-like. The transcript has 8 exons. Gene Ontology annotation, molecular function: translation initiation factor activity. NCBI's taxonomy places the organism in Eukaryota, Metazoa, Chordata, Actinopteri, Cypriniformes, Catostomidae. Gene Ontology annotation, cellular component: eukaryotic translation initiation factor 3 complex; cytoplasm. Bases 172 to 945 code for a protein of 257 amino acids. The record is from RefSeq and is a predicted model, not a curated record.
CCAUAGCGUUUUGAUGCUCACCAGUGCGCCACGCGGGUGCGCUGUAGCGCGUGUCUGAGCUGACGCCAGUCCUCCGGGAUCCCGUCAUCAUGAAGACUGAAGCGCUGUAGAGCAGAGCAGCUCAGUGCACAUGCUUUCCCUCAGUUACUAUUUCACUCACACUUAGCCAAGAUGGCGGAUUCCGACUCUUGGGACGCUGACAACUUCGAGCUGAGUGAGCCGAUCAGAAGUACCGCCGUGCGGCUGGAUAGGUGGGAAGGCGAGGACGAGGAGGACGACGUGAAGGAUAACUGGGAUGAUGAGGUGGAGACAGAGGAAGAGCAGAAAAAAGAAGAAGUGAAAGCCCCUGAGAAGAAAAAAGCAAGUCCUAAAAUAAAAGAGAAAGAAUUAACACAAAAUAAAAAACAAGAAGAGUUAAAAAAUAAGAAAACACAAAUAAGUGAGAAACUAUCACCAGAAGAGCAGCAAGCAGAGAAGCUUCGACAGCAGAAGCUGCAGGAGGAGGCAGACCUGGAAUUGGCCCGAGAGGCUUUUGGUGUUGAUCCUGCUGCUGCAAAUGCAUCUACUACUGGUAUUACCACAAACAAUGCCUUUGGAAUUGAAGCCAUGUGCCCCUCAUCCAAAGAAGAUUUUGUUGCAUUUGAAAAAUUACUCAAAGAUAAGAUAACACAGUUUGAAAAAUCAGUUCAUUAUUCCAGCUUUUUGGAGUCACUGUUUCGAGAGCUUUGUAUUUCAUUGGAAGUAGAUGACCUGAAGAAAAUAAGUAAUUCUUUGUCUGUUCUUCUCAGUGAAAAACAAAGGCAAGAAAAGGAAAAGAAGGCAAAUAAGAAAAAGAAGAAAGGUGUGCUCCCUGGUGGUGGAUUUAAAGCAAACAUGAGAGACGACUUUGCUGAUUAUGGUGACUUUGAUGGUGGCUACGGCAAUGACUAUGAUGACUUCAUGUGACAAAGGUUGAUCGUCCCCCUUCCUAUUCCCUCAGUGCCCAAACACCCCUGCAAACAUGCAGCAGGACCCUUUCAUGCUACACAGUGCCAUCUUGGGGUAAACUGAACAAUGUGUCAACCCUUUACUUGGUUUCAGUGGUGACAGACUCCUCAUAAAGCUGCUAUCACGCCAUUGGCCCCAGGCAACUUAUGGGCAAAGCAAAUUUAUUCAUAUGGCCUUGAAAUAUUUAUGAUCAUGUGGUGUAGUGUAGUGUGGUGUGGGACAUCUUUGGUGUAGGUGUCUCUGAUUGGCCUAAACUAGAAUUUCAUUGCCUUACUGAGUACUUUGUAGAAAAUAUCUUUUGUUUUAUUAAAAGUGACUUGUUUUAAAUGCUGUGCAAUUUCAGGUACACAAGUAAAGGUAAUGCUCUAUGCAAAUUAAUAUCUUGAAAGAAUGUCCUUAUUGAACAUAUGGUUGUACUUUUCUAGCAGAUUUCUCCACAAUUGCAAACAGUAUCACAGUCAUAAACUUCCCAAAUGUAAACCAGUUUGAUUGAACUUAUAAUUUUAAAAGUUGAAAGUUUGUCAGUGCUUUUAAUGUCAAUACUACAUAAUUAACAGAAGGUGGCACACUGAUUAAAAGAAGAGAUGGAAAAUUUGUAGCGAUGGAAUGAUACAUUUUUUUCUUUUCUGAUUCCGAUACCUGAACUAUCAGUAUCAGCCAAUACCGAUCCUGAUCCGAUACCAUUGUUUUUUUUCUUAAUGAGUGUAGAACAUCUAUAAUUUACUAUGUGAAACUGAUUGGGAGUACUCUUUGUGUAAAGAAACAAAAACCUCAAACAAUACAUAAUUUCAUUAUAAAAUAGCAAAACAAAAAACAGUUGCAUAAGAGCAUGUGCAAACUUUGUUUAACUAGUCUGCAGUAGGCAGCAGCAAAAAUAAUAAUUCCAGUGAAAGUCUUCAGUAGAAAAGAAGCAAGUUCUCUUUACACGUUUUAACUAUCUGGACUUGUAAAUGGUUUCAGAUUUCUCUCUCUAUUUAAUGUGUUUUAUUAGUAUAUCAAUCCACUUUUCAGUCACACAGUAAUUUUUGGAACCCAAUUUGUUUUUAUUGUGAUUUCUAAUAAUAAUAAAAAUAUUUUUACUAUA